CAAUGGUGAUGGAAGCUUCAGUUUAAUACAAAAUGAUAGAACCAUUGUUGAGAAUUUUACCAGCUUUCAAAUAACUCAAUUUGCAACUUUAAACGGUGGAUAUGCGAUUGUACACGCUAAUACGACCAUUGAAAAUACAAACCCUAACAAUACG
Racocetra persica is the source of this 154-nucleotide messenger RNA. NCBI's taxonomy places the organism in Eukaryota, Fungi, Glomeromycota, Glomeromycetes, Diversisporales, Gigasporaceae. The record is from the annotation of a GenBank genome assembly.